Molecule: messenger RNA, 1224 nt
Organism: Eremothecium sinecaudum
Lineage: Eukaryota; Fungi; Ascomycota; Saccharomycetes; Saccharomycetales; Saccharomycetaceae
Gene: RMD5
Product: ubiquitin-protein ligase RMD5
Exons: 1
Coding region: 1-1224 (407 amino acids)
Biological process (GO): proteasome-mediated ubiquitin-dependent protein catabolic process
Cellular component (GO): GID complex; cytoplasm; nucleus
Molecular function (GO): ubiquitin protein ligase activity
Source: RefSeq, a predicted model, not a curated record
AUGUCUCAGUUGUUGGAGAAUUUAGACACGGAAUUCAAAAGGUUUUACGAUGGUGAUGAUAUUCGUAACCAUGUCUUAAAGAAAUGCCUCACUGAAACACAUGAGUUCAAGCUUCAGUUAAAGAAGUUAAAGGCGCAUUUGAAUAAACAACAGCAAGAACUUCAGUCCGGUAAAGUGGAAGAUGAGGCCAGUUUUAAUAAGAAACGUCAAUUAAUUUCUGAGAAGUUACGCAAAACACAUAAUGCUUGGGAUGCAAAUAUUCGGAAAUCAUGUAAAGCAGCUAUAGUACAACAAAAUAGGUUCGAGAAGCACGCAGUUAGUAAACUGUUUGAUUUUGAGCUAGAAAAAGUAUACACAAACAGGUUACCACCCCAUGCUAAGGAAUAUGUGGCCUCUGCUAUUGGUAAGCACCUUGCUCGCUAUAAUAUAAGUAAUGUUCCAAUGCGCGAACGUGCUGAGAUAGUUAAUUACAUGAAAACUUUAUACGGUGUUGAUGAACAUAUAACAGAGGAAUAUGUCGAAAUGGGUCAGAUUAUACAGGAUCUCAAGAGCGGGUCUCUAGAAAGCUGCAUGAAGUGGUGUACGCCUGGAUCCAACUUGCAGUUUGAGCUUUAUCUUCUAAAAGCUAAACAGCUAUUGCUAAGCGGGGACAAACUACUCUCGUAUAACUACGUGAUGGAAAACAUUCCAGAUAUGAUGAUUAAAACCCGUAAGUAUUGCAUACGUCGCGAUAUCGGCGCGCUCCUAGGCAAAAUAGUCGUAGGCGGCGAAGAAAGGUUCCAUCUGUUAGAGGAAGAGAUAAAAGCUCAGCUAGAAAAGUGCAUCGCGUUGUUCACAAAGGAUUACUGCAAAGCAAAUAAUCUUCUAUACGAUUCAUCCUUGUUCCUCAUACUUCUUAGUGGUAUUAUUUCUUUCCAAUUUUUUAUCAAGUACCAAACUAUUAGAGCUGCUAGCCAUGUAGACUGGUCAACAGAGGACGAGCUUCCAUUCCAUGUCAAACUUCCUGAUUUUGUGUGCAAUUUUCAUCCUGUUUUCAUUUGUCCUGUUCUCAAGGAGGAAACCACCAUUGAAAACCCUCCAUAUUCAUUACCUUGUCAUCACAUAAUAUCGAAGAAAAGUCUUGACAAGUUAAGUACAAACGGCACCUGUAACUUCAAAUGCCCAUACUGUCCUAUAAUGGCAUCUAAAGCGAAGACCAAGAAGGUAAAUUUUGCUAGAUUGUAG